Molecule: messenger RNA, 2382 nt
Organism: Armigeres subalbatus
Lineage: Eukaryota; Metazoa; Arthropoda; Insecta; Diptera; Culicidae
Product: activating signal cointegrator 1 complex subunit 2
Exons: 5
Coding region: 171-2324 (717 amino acids)
Biological process (GO): regulation of DNA-templated transcription
Molecular function (GO): ubiquitin binding
Source: RefSeq, a predicted model, not a curated record
AAUAAAAUUCUGUUUUCGUGUUUUACUUUCUUUUGAGUGCUGCUGUGCGGUUGGAUUAUUCCGGUUGAAUUUUUCAUGAAAAAUAGGUGAUAUUAGGAAAGUUUUAUUCAUCAUUCCAAUGCAGUAAAAUCUAAACUUUUUGAGCUUAUUUGUGGUGCCAAAAAAUAAUCAUGGUGUUCGUGACUUUCGAGAACGAGAAGAACCUUCCCCUGAACGAGGUGCUUCUGUCGUUCGACGAGGAUGGUGUGAAGCGGAAGCUUCCUGCUCUGCAUGAGAAGUGGAAGGAAUCCCGUUGCUUCACCCGGUACGCGGCCUUUCCGAUGCGGAACGGUCUCGUGGAUGAAGGUUCUUCGCUGGAGCAGUGGGUCAGCGAAACCGAGUGGUUCGUCAAGGAUUUGGAGUGGCUGCUCGGGCUGGAGCACUUCCGAUUUUGGUCUACCGUGGUCCACAACCCGGAGGCCAUCGAGGCCGUCAUCUCGUUCACGCAGAAUGCCAUCCCCUACUACUUGAUCGGAAUGGUCCGCUCGUCGGAUAAGGUGUUUCCGUUGUAUUCGGCUGCACAUCGCUGCACCCUCCAGGUUGUGUGCCGAAUGAUAACGCAAAAGGAAUCCGACCGCUGCUGGAUUGGUCGUGAAGUGCUGGGCGAACUGCUCUACAAGCACUACCUGGUGUCGAUUCCGUUGAUCUUUGACCUGCUGCCGAUCUACGGUCGCGACAACAAGGCCGUGCUUGGCCUGAUGCUUCAGACGAUAUUCAAACUGCAACCGAAGUACUUGCAGGACCUGCGGGUUGGGUUGCAGUACUUGCAAAACACCUUCAAAACCAUCCAGCAGCGUAUUGACACGGACCUAAUUGAAGGCAACCAGGCCACCUCCAGCACCCUUAACGACUUAGCCGUCUACACUUUGGACUGCUGCAGCUGUCUUGCCCUGCUCGUUGACCUCUACCCGGACGUCCGCCCAAUCUGUACCGACCUUGCCCUAGAACAAUCCAUCUCCAACUUCUACGACAACACCAUAGUUCUGCUGUACAAAAACAUCUUCGCCAUGGACAAUGCAUCGCCUUAUCUGGUCCAGCUGAAUGCGGCCCGAAUUGAAUUGCUGUCGGCUUUUCGCGGCAUUCUCAAUCUUCAACUAGAAAUGAUUCUCGAGAAGCCGGAAGCGAGUCUCGCUCCAGCUGACAAGUUUCUCUGCGUACUCACCGAGUGCCUGUCGGAUCCGAUUUUCGUACGCGACUAUCAACGCCACUAUCCGGUGGACCAGGAUCUGGAUAUCCUGAAGCAGUCGUAUCAAGGCUUGGAUCACAUCAAGCUGGAAUUUGUCCAGAAUGCCUACAGCAGUGGUGAGAACGGUUUGACUAACGGCCAUGACAGAUGUGAGUUCCCCGAAGAAGACGAAAGUUUCGGGGAAGCCGCCGGUGGUGUUGCGGAAGAGGACGAACUUGUCCCAAGUGGAACAUCCGCACAAAAAGAACUGACACCAGAGCAACAGAUUGAGACCAACGUUCAGAAAGUUCUGGAUAUUCUGCCAGAUUUGGGUGAUGGCUAUGUGCGGAAAAUCCUGACUCGGUACGACGACGUCGAGCAAGCAAUUGCUGCCGUUCUGGAAGGUAAUCUUCCACCGGAUUUGGCCGAAGCGGAUCCCACCGAGCCGUACAUCCCUCCGGACAAACUUGACAACUUCUACGUGGAAACGGGAAUUGAUCGGUUGAACAUCUACGAUGGUGACGAGUUCGAUGUAUUGGUUCACGACCAGAUCAAGGGAGUGAUGAAGAAGGGUAAGGGCAUGCCAGGACAGCCGAAGAACUUGAAGGAAAUGCUGGACGACAAGAGCCACGUGCAAGAGAUGAAGGAACGUUAUCAGGAAUAUUCGAACGUCUGCGAUGAGUACGAUGACGAAUAUGACGACAGCUACGAUGCCAUGGCUGAUAGCGAAUCGAAAACCAUUCGUCUGUCGGCGCAGAUGAGGAAUGCACUGGUGGACGAGUUGGACGAUGAGGAGGACGAGGAAGAAGAUGACGCGGAAGAUCAGGCGGGAACGGCACCUGGUGGAGGUAAGAAGCCACUCGACUUUUGCGUCAAUCCCGAGGAGCUUCGUCAACGGGCCGAGGAACGCCGACGAAGUAAGUAUCAAGCGAGGGGAGGCGGUGGACCACCGGGAGGUGGCCAGAACAGGGAUGUCGUGGGCAAGGCUAAGGGGCAGGGUCAGGAGAAGGAAGUGUUGGCAAAUCGGAAGCACAAGAAUGAGAACAAGUCCAGUCGGGCCAAUCAUAAUAGGAAACAGGGUGCAACAUUUAAGAGAAACAAAGGAAUGAUUCCGAGUUAGUGAGCUAUCAUGGAUUGUUCAGACAAAUAUUGAAGAAUAGAUAUUUCAAAUAAUUCAA